This is a messenger RNA of Striga asiatica, 315 nucleotides long. NCBI's taxonomy places the organism in Eukaryota, Viridiplantae, Streptophyta, Magnoliopsida, Lamiales, Orobanchaceae. The record is from the annotation of a GenBank genome assembly.
AUGCACUCUCAGUCGGUAAAUGCAUGUAUGAGAAGCACUCCCGUGAUUAGAUGUAACAUCAAGCCUGAUAGUGUCGACAAGAUUGGAGUCUGCUAUCUUCACUUUAAAAGUCUGGAUGUUGCUCUUCUCGAGAUCAUAGGUGAAUUCGGCCAAAGGAAACAUCUUUGCACUUUGAACUUCCAAAUCAGACAACUCUUGCCCUUGCAUCCAUCCAGAUACUCUGCAGAGCUUGGGAGCACUGGAUCUAUCAUAGGCCACACUCUGUUCAUAGUACAACAGAAAUGUGCAAUAGUUUUAAAUGGCAAGGCAAGGUGA